Molecule: messenger RNA, 2185 nt
Organism: Elaeis guineensis (African oil palm)
Lineage: Eukaryota; Viridiplantae; Streptophyta; Magnoliopsida; Arecales; Arecaceae
Source: RefSeq, a predicted model, not a curated record
AAAGGUCAGUUUAACCCCUCCCUCCCCCUCCUCUCUUCCAAAGGUUGGGCCUUUCCCUUCUAUUCUCUCACGCUUUGAUUCCUCCAAUCCCGCAUCUGGCCGCGCUGACCGCCGCGAAUCCAACCCGUUCGGUGGAUUCCCGAUCGCAGAGCGCAGAGUCGAUCUAUGGAAGCUCCUUCACGAGCAACUCGUUGGUAAAAUGAGAGCUUUUUCGAGCUCCGGGCUGCCAAGUUUGGUGCUUCUCUAGCUGGUCCCGUUGCCAUUAGGGUUUGGAUCCCGCUGGAUCGGAAUUCGUGUUUCCGGCCAGGUUUUUGGAGGAGUUCGAGCUUGAGUUCUUUGCUCACGGGCGUGGGCCUUUCUUUUCCGGCUUAACCUAGGGUUUAUGCCCCAGAUAUGAGAUUUUGGCCUGCAUUGUUCUGGUCGAGCGGUAGGAUAUUGGUUUUAGCUCAUUUACUUGUAGAGGGAAAAGCAAUACCCUCACUUUGAAUUGGGAUAGAGGAUAUAGAGAACCAAAGGAGAACCCUAAUUCUGUUGAUCUGGUGAAUUGUAUGGCUGCCUUGCAUUGAGAGAUGCUGCCACCCACCGCCCGGAUUAAUCUCAGCAGCCUCAAGUCCCAGAUAGCCAAGAAGCUCGGCCCCAAGCGAGCCCAGCAGUAUUUUGGUUACCUGAAACAGUUGCUGGCGCAGAAGCUGAGCAAGCUAGAGUUCAACAAGUUCUGCCUUCUGAUCCUCGGACGCGAGAACAUCCCAUUGCACAACCAGCUCAUCCGCUCGAUCUUUAAGAAUGCGUUUAAUGCCAGGACCCCAGCCCAUGUUAAGGUCACCACGAAGCCCAUUGGAAGUACAGGGAAGAUAUCCCCUCAAGGAGAUGGUAGAAUCAAUGGGAAACCUGCUUCUUCAACUCCACUGCCGACUAUUUGGUCCAACGGGGACAUCUUGCCACCAUCACCUCGCAAGGUCAGGUCCUGCAUUCGAGACUGGAGGAUCAAAGACCGCCCAAGUCCUCUUGGACCUAGUGGGAGCGCAGAUGUUGCAGCUCACCAAUCUUUAUUACCUUUUGAUGAAGAAACCAUCAGGGUGAAUGGCGUUUUGGAUCCUUGUGAUUUGAAGAGACCCAUGCAGGAUCAUCAAGGUGGGCCUGCAGAGCAGCCAGCAAAGAGACCUCGGGUGGAGAAUUUGUCACCGCAUGAUCGGGCCUCUGUACACAGCAAGGGUCUGGUUGAAGUGGGUGUUGUGGAAGAUGGGGAAGAGGUUGAACUGAGUAAUGAUUUGAACUCCAAGAGAGGUCCUCUUCAGGCUCCACUUGGGAUACCAUUCUGUCCUGCUAGUGUCGGUGGGGCACGGAGAUCUGUACCAUUGGUAACUAUUUCUAGCACUGAUAGCUUUAGAAGUAACUGUGAUGAUGGUGAGCUAUGUCAUACUGAGGCCUUGAAGAAAUGGAUGGAAAAAAUAUCCGAGUCACAGGGCUUGGGAGGGGUGACGAUGGAAUGUGCUAGUUUAUUGAAUAAUGGGUUACAUGCUUACCUGAAGAACCUGAUUAUGUCAUGUGUUGACCUAGUAGGAGCAAGGUCAGGACGUGAAUCAAUAAAGCAUCCGGUCUACAAGCAGCAACCAGUAGUGAAGCCUAUCAAUGGCUUUUGGCCAGGAAAUCACAUGCAUGUACAGAGUAGUGGUGGGUCUUCAGAGGGUACACAUGGUUUAAGAAACUUGUCUUCAAUAUCUCUACAGGAUUUUAGGAUAGCUAUGGAGCUAAAUCCACUACAGCUUGGUGAAGACUGGCCAUUGCUGCUUGAGAAAAUAUGCCUCCAUUCAUUUGAAGAAUAAUGCAGAUCCUUGUCAAGUUUUCUGGAUCUAUGAAAUUGUUGUUGGGUAGAUCUCUAACAGCCUCAAGGGGUGGCCUUUGGGCCAGUCUGAACAUAACUGAACUCAGAUUAAUGGCUCUCCACUCUGGUAAAGUUCAUCAGAGGUUAGAAACAAAAUUGCUGUAAAGUCAUGGGCCUGCUUGAAGAUCAUAUUUCUUUAAUCAGUCCAUCUGAAGGAAUGGUUUUUCUUUUUCUUUUUUUAAAAAAAAUUAUCCCCUUGUUUGGUGCAUUCGUUGUAUGUGUUAGCAUCCAUGAGGGGGAUAUCUUCCACCAUAUCCAGAGAUCUCAAGCCAUUACAUAAUUUGCAGCAAAUGUGGAGGAAAU